AUGGCUCAAUACAGACCAUUACGUGUUUGUAAGUGUGGCAAAUGUGAAUGUGAUCUUGCUACAGCUCAAGAGCAGGAUCGUGAAGCUGAAAAAGUCCAUGAGUUUCUCUUUGGACUAGAUGAUAACUAUCGCACUGUGCGAUCAACUCUGGUUUCUCGGACUCCUCUUCAGCCUUUGGAGGAGGUUUACAACAUUGUGCGCCAGGAGGAGGAUCUUAAAACCACAGUUCGCCACAGUGAAGAGAUGCCAGAAGUGACGGCUCAUGCAGUUCAGGCGAGACCACGCAUGACUGUUGCUCGCAGUGAUACUCCUGACAACUCUGUGCUUUGCAAGCAUUGUCACAGAUCCGGUCACUCUUCUGAUUCAUGUUUUGCAGUGAUUGGGUAUCCGGAGUGGUGGGGAGAGAGACCACGUAGCAGAAUCACACAAGGACGAGGAAGAGGAGGAAUUGUUGGAGCUGCACCAGUUGGACGUGGGCGUAACGUCAAUUACGCUAAUGCCGUCCAGGUCCCUGCUCCUCCAACUAACGAAAUUGUGAAUUACACAAUCACAGAUCGCGAUCGUGAUGGUGUGAGCGGACUUAAUGAUGCACAAUGGCGUGCGUUGAUGAAUCUAUUGAAUGGUGGGGCAAACACAAGCUCAGAAAAACUCUCGGGUAAGUCCACAAUCCCUUCUUGGAUAAUGGAUACCGGAGCCUCUCACCAUAUCACGGGGAAUUUUUCUUUGUUAACGGAUGUGAGGAAUAUGGAUCCUGUUCUAAUCAUAUUGGCUGAUGGUAGAGAAAGAAUUUCAAUAGUACAAGGGACGGUUCUUUUGGGUUCACAUCUGAUAUUGAAAUCGGUAUUCUUUGUCGAGGGAUUUCACACGGAUUUGAUAUCUGUAGGACAGUUAAUGGAUGAGAAUAACUGUGUUGUUCAACUCGCUGAUCAAUUCCUUGUCGUCCAGGACCGCAUUUCGAGGAUGGUGAUUGGAGCGGGUAAACGGGAAUCUGGAACCUUCAGCUUCCGCAGAGCAGAGUUGAGUGCUUCGGUGAGGACUUGCGAUGACAAAAGCUAUGAGUUGUGGCAUCAUAGGUUGGGUCAUCCGUCUGCUCAAGUUGUUGGUUCACUUCCUCAUGUUUCUGUUUCUGUUUCUGAUGUUUCCAAUAAGGCGUGUGAUGUGUGUUUCCGCCAAGCAAACUCGUUCUUCUUUUCCGACUAG
This is a messenger RNA of Microthlaspi erraticum, 1200 nucleotides long. Lineage: Eukaryota; Viridiplantae; Streptophyta; Magnoliopsida; Brassicales; Brassicaceae. The record is from the annotation of a GenBank genome assembly.